Messenger RNA from Didymodactylos carnosus, 879 nucleotides. Lineage: Eukaryota; Metazoa; Rotifera; Eurotatoria; Philodinida; Philodinidae. The record is from the annotation of a GenBank genome assembly.
AUGGAAACUGUAUCCCCAAAAUUGAGUCAAGAUGAUAAUAAAAGUUACUCGGCCGAAUCCGUUUAUCGAUCAUUACAAAGUCAAAUGUCAAAUGUUGACUAUACGCCAUGGAUGAGGAAAAAACCAAAACAUGAUAAAUCUAAGCCAUCUUCUGCCAUCGAUGAUGAUUCUGAUUACCAACCUUUGCCAGUUAUCAGAGAACAUAAAUGUUCAUCCUGUUGUGUACAUAAACGAUCUGAAACAAAAAAAGUAGUUAAAACAGUAGAAAACGUCAAGAAAAUUGAAUGGAUACAAGCACAAAUUCAAAAUUUGAUUCAGGAUAAUUUAUUAAUGAGAAAAUUGAUAUAUGAAAAUGAAAAAGAGGGACAUGAUACUGUUGCUGGAACAAUACGAAGAUUUGAUCAAUAUCAAAAAACAUUGAAAGUUGUUGAGACAAAACAAAAUGAAGAGAAAACAGAGUUGCUGAAGUUGGUUGAAGACGAAAAACAAAAACUUUUUAUGGAACUAGAAAUGUAUGAAAAUGAGGUGUUAAAAGUCGAUACUAUACUUCAAGAUUGUCAACAGUUAUUGAAGCUUUUAAAAACAUUUAAAGAUAGUGAAUAUCCAGAAAAAGAAUUGGCAGUUCAAAAAUUAAUACAUGAAAUAGAAGAUGUUAAAUUAUUUAAUACGGAGGAAAUAGAUGAACUUCAACGUAUAUUAGAACGACAACACAUGAAGUACAUAGAAAGUGUACAAGAAGCAGAAAAGAAGUUAAAACAACGAAAAGCAUCGGUUGCAUUUUCUGAAAUGCAUAGUUCAUGGAGAAAAGUGGCACUUGAUAAUUUUCUAAUGAAACAGGUAGUCAUAUUACCACUAUCACCAUCAUUGUUAGUUAAGUAG